AUGGCUUCGUCAAAAGAUCGAAAACACCCGUACGUCGAUUAUGCAUCGCCGACGCAGACUGGGAAAAUCCCCUUCACGCCCCCAGGAACGGAGCUGCAAUGCGAGACGGCGUACUGGCUUUGGGGAGAUUUGGCCAGGUCCAAGACUCCGCCUUUGAUUGUCCUACAUGGUGGUCCUGGCGCACCAGGCAGAGACUUUAACCCCCUCGCGGCGUAUUUGAACGACAACUACGGCAUCCCCGUCCUGCUCUACGAUCAGAUUGGAUGUGGCGCCAGCACACACUUGCGCGACAGAAGAGGAGAUGUCGAGUUCUGGUCGGACGAUCUCUUCUUUGCCGAACUGGAAAAUGUGAAGACGCACCUCCAAAUCAACACCUUUGACCUCAUGGGCCACUCUUGCGGCGGCAUGCUCACGGCCAUGUACAUGCUGAAGCAACCUCCGCACCUCCGCAAGGUCAUCAUCGCGAGCGCACCGGCUUCGGAUGAACAGAGGAGAGAGGGGUUCUUGCAGACGCGGAGAGCGCUGCCUCAAAGAACUCAGGACGUCUUGGCCUUGUGUGAGAAAGAGGGCCGUACGGACGCUCCGGAGUAUCGCAAGGCCCUGGACGAGGUGGAUAAACGCUUUUGUCGCAUGAAUCCCUGGCCGCCCGAACUACGCGAAUGCGUGGCUCUCAUGGAUGAAGACGAUACCGUGGGUCACACAAUGUACGGCGAUGUCCCGGGAGAGACUGCUGGGCCGCGGAAAUACUACGACGUUCGAGGCCGGCUGGGAGAGGUGACGGACAAGACUGUUCCUGGUGGCGUGUUGCUCACCUUGGGCCAAUACGACAUCUUUUCCGAAGAAGCCAUGGACCCUUUUGCCACUCAGAUUCGGGCAAAGGUUCAGCGAAGGACCUUUGAGCAGAGUGCGCACUUUCCGCAUAUCGAAGAGUUGGAGGACUAUGCCACUACUGUUGCAGGCUUUCUGACUACAUGA
Neohortaea acidophila is the source of this 975-nucleotide messenger RNA. RefSeq names its product proline-specific peptidase. Bases 1 to 975 code for a protein of 324 amino acids. Lineage: Eukaryota; Fungi; Ascomycota; Dothideomycetes; Mycosphaerellales; Teratosphaeriaceae. The record is from RefSeq and is a predicted model, not a curated record. The transcript has a single exon. Gene Ontology annotation, biological process: proteolysis. Gene Ontology annotation, molecular function: peptidase activity.